AUGACAAUUGACGAUGAGGAGUGGGCUCAUGUCGUGAGAGCGGUUUCCAGGCUUCUGGGAUGGAUAUACACAUUAUCAUGGAGCGCUUCUUUCUAUCCACAACCGCGGUUGAACUGGAAGCGGCGCUCAACGCAAGGGCUGGCCAUCGACUUCCCUCUUCUUAACGUUCUAGGCUUUGUGUGCUAUAGUAUUUCGACAUGUUGUUUCUGGUUUUCACCGACUAUCAGACAGCAAUAUGCAGCAAGGCACCCGGCCUCACCGGAGCCCACUGUUCAACUCAACGAUGUGGCCUUCGGCGUUCACGCCGUCAUCCUGGUCACCGUGACCUACUCGCAGUUCUUCUCUCGCUUAUGGAGGUUCCCCAAUCCAUCUCUUCAGCGAGCAACGAGGCCAGUUCUGGGUAUUCUUUGGGGGAGUAUUGUGGGUGUCGCAGGCAUCACACUUGUGGUGGUGUUUCGCUCAGGCUGGAAAGACCAGGACCCGCUCGACUGGGCCUGGAUUGAUGUGUUGUACACGUUGGGUUAUGUGAAACUGAUCGCCACAUUCGUCAAGUACAUCCCGCAAGCCUUCUUCAACUACAAGCGCAAAUCGACCGAGGGCUGGAGUAUUUGGCAGAUCCUGUUCGAUCUCACAGGUGGAGUGCUCUCGGUUGCACAACUCGUCUUGGAUGCAAGUUUUGGUGGUGAUUGGAGUGGAAUCACCGGGAAUCCUCUCAAACUGGGUCUCGCAAACAUCAGCAUGGCCUUUGAUGUGGUUUUCAUCACCCAACACUUUAUCCUCUACCGUGGCCAGGAUGACGUCUCUACCACGCCAGACGAUGAGGACGACUCCCAGAGGCCGUUGCUCAGCCAGUGA
Molecule: messenger RNA, 855 nt
Organism: Cladophialophora yegresii CBS 114405
Lineage: Eukaryota; Fungi; Ascomycota; Eurotiomycetes; Chaetothyriales; Herpotrichiellaceae
Exons: 4
Coding region: 1-855 (284 amino acids)
Biological process (GO): L-cystine transport
Cellular component (GO): fungal-type vacuole; vacuolar membrane
Molecular function (GO): L-cystine transmembrane transporter activity
Source: RefSeq, a predicted model, not a curated record